Messenger RNA from Alosa alosa (allis shad), 8996 nucleotides. It is a transcript of the gene kdm6bb, whose product is annotated as lysine (K)-specific demethylase 6B, b. Gene Ontology annotation, biological process: regulation of gene expression; heart development. Gene Ontology annotation, cellular component: MLL3/4 complex. NCBI's taxonomy places the organism in Eukaryota, Metazoa, Chordata, Actinopteri, Clupeiformes, Clupeidae. The record is from RefSeq and is a predicted model, not a curated record. Gene Ontology annotation, molecular function: histone H3K27me2/H3K27me3 demethylase activity; chromatin DNA binding; RNA polymerase II cis-regulatory region sequence-specific DNA binding. Bases 1433 to 7189 code for a protein of 1918 amino acids. The transcript has 23 exons.
CUGCACUUUUUGAUAGACCACAACUAUCGGCUCUUGCUAAUGCUGAGGAGGUAUGAGCUGAUGUCAUCAUUGGAUGAAGAUGCUCUCGCGCGGUUAAGUAUUUUCCAGUUACCACACGCAAAAGUGCGUUGCUGGUGCUAACUCCUAUGAAACAUUUCCCUCGUCGCUUAAAGCUCUGCUUUUAGGAAAUCGAGAGGGAGAUGCAGAUAACGACAUGACGGUUAGUCCGUAAGUAGGCUACCGCGAGAGAGACAUAGAAUGUCCCAGAUUCAGGGGAAUUAUAACUGCGCAAUUCGUGUUGGAUCGCCGUGUCACUGGUCUCCUUAGAACAACGUGGUGCCCUAAACGAUGUCAAGGAAAGCAGGAAACAGCAAAAACAUGGACAUGAACUCUCCUCCAGAGAUGAUCUUUUCACUGUGGGUGAGGCCCAGAAGCAGAGACCCCGCAUCCAUCAGAGACACCCCUCAAGGCUGUCAGUAUGUUCUCCAUACUGGGCUGCAUGGCCUCAGUGACACGCCUCAUGAACUCAGUGCUCCCCUCUCUGGUGAAGAGCAUGCGCAGUGGAAACCAACACACAAGAUACACACACACACACACACACACACACACACACACACACACACACACACACACAGCAAGGCCAAAGGCAAGAUGAAGUCGCCAUCAUGCAGCACUCCUCCUCAUGCGAAGGGGCACUCGAGAUGGAGGGCACCAGCUGCAGCCCCUGUCUGAGGACAGCCAGCCAUCAGCCAACCACAAACGCGAACGUAUGAUGGAAGCCUUGACGAGCCAGUGACUUCCACAAGGAGUGUUGACUGGCAGCUGGGUCGGAUGCAGUUGCAGAGUGAGUGGACCCGCCUCCAGGGGCUCUGCACGUGGAUGGGUCUGAUGUGAACAUCCCAGCAUCAGAGCGGAGAGAAGAGAGGGGGAGGAGAGGAGAGGAGAGGGGAGAAGUGGAGAGAGAAAAGGAUCGGAGGAGGAGAGGUGAGGAAGAAUAUAAAAAAAGGAGAAAAGAAAAGGGCAUAAAGGACUGUCUGGUCCAAGAAGAAAGGAACAAGCUGACGAUAGUGUUUGUGUUUUUUUCUUUCUGUCUUUUUUUGUAAAGAAAAGGGUGCUCGGUCGGAGUCGUCUGCCAGUCAGCUAGUCAGCCGGCGUGCAUGAAGGGAGGCGUUUAAAGGGACGUGAAAGUGAACUUGGCUGCACUCUCACUCGCCCACCCCCACCACCACCAGCACCCUGCCCCCUCCCUCCCUCCCGAGUGGUCAUCUGAGCACGGAAGCAAACUCAGGCGCCGCGACGCUUCUCCUUGCUCGUCCACUCGCUCUCUGACCUGUUCACCUGCAAGGUAAACCUGAAGCUGCAGUAAGCCUGGUGCUGUUGCAACCUCUCAGUUCUACAGUGGAGGGUUUCACAGACGCAGCAGUGUGGCUGGAUGUAUCACACGGCAGAGCAGUCGUCAGGCCGUAACACAUGGGACUCCUUUCCCUCGGCCGGACUCAACCGACCACCAUGGGCACCAAUGACCAGUCGACACUGGGCUCGCCCCUCCAGUGGGGGAAUCUACCAAUCCCAUCAUCCCUCUCAAAAUCAUAUGGCAGGAAGGAACCAUCCAAGCAAAGCUCACAAUGACCGGCCUAUGGGUCCCCCUGGUGACCGUGUCCCCCAGCAUCCCCAGAGGGACCAGAGACCUUCCCAGCCCUGGGAGUCCCGCUACGAGUCCCACGGCCCACGGAGGAACCCUGAGUACCCCAGUGGCACUUACGGCAUGGGACCAGGAGGCCACCUGUCCAGCUCCAGUGGCCACAACCAGCCUCCACGGUAUGGGGGUCCCCCGGCGGUAGAGAGAUGGUCCCAGGCUUCCCCAUCCCGGCUCUUCCCCGAGAAUGCUUCGGCGGGCACCCUGAAGCGGCCGGCGCCCUCCCACCCUGAGAUGGCUGGGGUGCAGCGCGGCUCCCCCCAGCGCCACUCGCUGCCCCCUCGCGAUGACUGCCCCAGGAAGAAGAGCAAGUACACCAGCUCUGAGCAGGCUUUCCGGCCCCGGAUGAAACACUUCCCGGGUCCGUCCCAGCCGCCGCCCCGGCCGCGCUCUCACGGCUCCCCCACCUGGAGCCCCCCUUACCGCAGCGGCGGCCCCUGGACGCAGGCCAACCGUCGGAGCUCCCCGGCAGACUACCAGGAACCCAGUAAAUCAGACAUGAACGGCCACGCCCACAGAGGCCAUCCAUACCCCCUGGACACUCCACUGCCCCACUGUGCCCCACCCCAGGGCUUCCACUCCAGCAAACACCCCUCCCAGGGCUACCUCCACCACCCACGACCACAACCCCACCACAAUCAUCACCCCCACACCAGCCACAGCCACCACCCACCCUCCUCCUCCUCCUCCUCCAGCCAGCACGGCCACAGCCGCCCCCCGCAGCGAGGACCCAAAGGAGCCAGUGAUCACCGCCAGGCCCCCUCCUCACCAGCAGACUCCACCAGCGUGCCUUACAGUCCCACCCCACACCACCUCCGUCACUCCCAGCCACCUCCACCCCCACACACCCCACCACGGAGGCCCGCGGGCGACAGCAGCAGCAGUGGUCUCCAUGCUGGAGCCCCACAUCAGCAGCAGCGGAGCGUGCGCACGCCCCCACGGGAGGAAGGGAAAGCACAGGCACGGCAUGGCAAGCACAUCCCGGAGCACGGCAACCACGGUGUAGAGCGGGAUCAGCAGCACGGGAGGGUUUCCAUCAGACACAGCACCAUCCCCACCAUAACCACCACCACCACCUCAUCUCUCUCCCCCAAAUCUCUCCACCCGCCCUCCAGCACGGAGGCCACGCGCAAGGCUGAGGACAGCCAGAGAGGCACUUGGUCCAAAUCUCCCAUAACGCCCAGCAGCGAGAGAGCAAGGCCACCUUCACCGGCCUCACCGCCCCUGCCAUCGCCGCAAUCACCGCCAGUCACAGAGCAGCACCAGGAGAGCCCAAACCUGACCCCACCGUCACCCGCCAUGAAGGACUCAGACCCUACCUCCCAUCGUCCCUCUUCCCCACUCGCUGACUCCAACACCCGGGGUGAGAGGUCAAAAGGUAAGGUCACUCCGAGCUCUUCUUACCAGAGCGGCUCUUCUGGUGUUGAACAGAGGGACGCAGGGGCCGCGCUGGACACAGAGGCGAGCAAGCGCACCCGCCCAGAGAAGAGGCCUCGCGAGGAGAGACGCCGGAAGAGGAGGAGCGAGAGAAAGGAGGCAGGGGAGAGGAAGAUGGAGGAGGAGGAGAAGAAGAAGAGGAGGGAGAGAGAGGAGAAACGGGGGGAGAAGGAGGGGAGAAGCUUGUCCCGGAAGGGAGAGGAGGGGAAAGCCAGGAAGCUGAAGAGUAAAAGUGGGAAGCAGGAAGGCAAGAUGGAGAAGAAGAGCUCGAAGACAGAGAGACUGGAGCAGAGAGGGAAGAAAGAAACCUCUGAGUCUCCACGGAAACGCUGUGCAGAAAUGGCAGCGACAGCCAAGCCACGACCCGCCGCGGUCGACCAGCAUGCACCGGCCAGUCAGUCAUCAGCCAAUCACACGUUGACUGCCACGGCGAGUCAUAAGAAACCCAAGCAAAAAGAGAGGGGCAGUAGGGGCGGGGUCGCCAGCCAACACCAGCCAAUCACUGCAAAUACCUCAGGGUUGGCCCUCCCCCACAGAGCACCACUAGCCAAUCACAACAGCGCCCUGCCACCACACUCAUCCAAAGACGCCACCCCUAAACGGGCCAGAGUGGGACCACGUCUCCCUGUGAGGGACUCUUCUCAAACCAGCAACAGUAUGAAAGCCCCGAGGCAUCCAAUCAUCAGUGAAAGCAGCUCUGAGGUACCCACUAACUGCCCUCCCUUCACCCCAGACCCAUCCAGCGGCGGGGCAGAGGAGAGACCGGCACUCCCCCGCCCAGAAGCCCCGGAACUCCAGCUUGCCAUGGGGGCCUGCAGCGACGACGACCUGGGCAAGGAGCCCCCGGGCAGCCCCCCGAUCCUUAGCCUGCAGGGCUCCCCUGUGUCCGUGCUGAGCGAUGAGGAUGAGGAGGACGAGAUGACCAAGGAGGAGAAGAUCAUCCUGUGCCGUCCAGUGCUGCAGCCAAGCCCGACGUCCAGCCCUGUGUACCCAUCGUCGCCCUGCAAAGUCGCCGCCAUCGUCCCAGCAGACGACACGAGGGCCGAGACGGGCACGGACCUCCGCCACAGUGACCUGGCCAAGCUGUAUGGCAUCACAGCCCUGCCCAAGGAGAUGGAGGAGGAGGAGGCUGAGGAAGAGGAGGCAGAGCAAAAAGACAGCAGCAGCAGCGCUGGGGACACGUCCGGCUCUCAGACUCCGCGCCGUCCGCACCUGCACCAGACGGGCCUUGGGGACAUGUUCAAGUCUCUGGCCUCCAUCUUGGGGAACCACAGGUACACGUACCGGGGGGGCCCGUUCGGGCGUCCGCCACCCAACGCUCUCGUCGGGCUGAAGUACUCCUCUUCUCUGUCCCUUGGCUCCGAAAUCCACUGCCAGGAACCACCGAGCGCGUCCACGACGCUCGCCAACCAGACUACCUCAGGACAGACACCUCCACCUCAACCACAGUCAGAGCCCACAUCAGACGAAGAGAGAGACUCGAAGAAACUCUUGCUGGAGGAAAGACCAGAGAAUUCUGGGAAGCCGAAGACAGAUCACGACCAGGUUGACAAUCCCGACUCGGAGAAAGAGUCCUUGCAGCUAUCCCCCAAGAAAGUUUCAGAGGGGAGAGUGAAGAAGUCUUCAAACCACAGCAAGCUGAACCACAACUGUGAUAAUGACUUAGCGAGCCAACCUGGCGCCUCCGCUGUGACCUGCAGCAAGGUCACACAAGAGAAGGAGAGGAGAGGAGAGAAAAAGAAAGAGAAAAGAGCUGAGGAAACAAGCAAACAGAUUAGGAAAGAACGAGACGGAGCGAAGUGUCAGAAGAAAGAGGAGAAAGAGCGAGAGAGUAGCCUGAAAAGGAAACGAGAGACCACAAAGGCAGAUGAACAAAAGGAGAGGAAGAAGCCAAAAGUGAAGAUUGAGGGAGAGAAUAAAGCUUUGAGUAUUUCCUCUUGCCCAUCGAAGACUGCCCCUGUGGGUCCCUCGAAACAGUCUAAGGAGAACAAGACCAGCUCUAAGGCUACUGACGACACCAAUCGCCAGUGCAAAGAAGAGAAGGUCCGGAAGGUCCGCGAGAAGACCCAAGCUGGUUCUGGUGAUAAGACAGAACCGCAUCCUGCUGAGAAGAAGAGCGAAGAGCAGGAGAAGGUGGAGGCAUCCACCACCAUCAGCAACUCCAUCACCUCAGCAGCCAAAGCAGCAACCGUUGCAUCAGUGUCAUUAUCAUCAUCAGUAUCAGCAUCAUCCACAAUAUCAAUAACUACAACAACAGCGAUGGCAGCUUCCACUCCAACCACAAACACCUCCACCUCAACCUCCACCUCCACCUCCACCUCCACCACCACCCGCUUCCCCGGAGGUCUGGGCAGGGCAGACUUCCUCAAGCUGCAGGCCUUGUCCAUCGGUCCCCCCAAGGAGCUAAAGAUCCGCCUGAUCAAGGUGGAGAGCGGCGAGCGGAGCACCUUCAUCGCCUCUGAGCUGGAGAAGAAGAGGGUCCCGCUGUCGGAGAUCAGUAUUAAGAACAAGGCCGAGGAGGUCAUCAACGCCUGCAAGAGUGCGUGUGUGAAGGGGAAGUUCCGUGAGUCCUACCUGCUCCCUGCUUUCUCAGUGAAGCCUGUUCUCUCCACUGAAACCCCUAUUCCCCGGGAGAAGCUCAACCCCCCCACGCCAAGCAUUUAUCUGGAGAGUAAGAGGGAUGCCUUCUCCCCCGUGCUUCUGCAGUUCUGCACCGAUCCUAAAAACCCAGUCACUGUCAUCAGAGGCCUGGCAGGGUCUCUACGCCUCAACCUGGGCUUGUUCUCCACCAAGUCCCUGGUGGAGGCCAACGCGGAGCACGCGGUGGAGGUGCGCACGCAGGUGCAGCAGCCGGCCGACGAGAACUGGAACCCCAGCGGCUCGGCGCAGACCUGGCCCUGCGAGAGCAGCCGCUCCCACACCACCAUCGCCAAGUACGCCCAGUACCAGGCCUCAAGCUUCCAGGAGAGCCUGCAGGAGGAGAAGGACAGUGAGGAUGAGGAUGAGGAAGAAAAGAAGACGUCUUCCACCGGCUCUGCAUCCAACCCAACCUCUGGAGUCACUAAUGGCAGCUCUGACCAGAAGCCAACUGGAAAGAUCAUCAAAUUUGGCACCAACAUUGACCUCUCGGAUCCGAAGAGGUGGAAGCCCCAGCUCCAGGAGCUGCUGAAGCUGCCGGCCUUCAUGAGGGUGAGCUCCAGCGGGAACAUGCUGAGCCACGUGGGCCACACCAUCCUGGGCAUGAACACCGUCCAGCUCUACAUGAAGGUGCCUGGGAGCCGCACGCCAGGUCACCAGGAGAACAACAACUUCUGUUCCGUGAACAUCAACAUCGGCCCUGGAGACUGCGAGUGGUUCGCUGUCCAUGAACACUACUGGGAGGCCAUCAAUGACUUCUGUGAGAAGCAUGGUGUGGACUACCUGACCGGCUCCUGGUGGCCAGUGCUGGAGGACCUGUACCGGUCCAACAUCCCCGUGUACCGCUUCAUCCAACGGCCCGGAGACCUGGUGUGGAUCAACGCCGGAACCGUCCACUGGGUGCAGGCCGUGGGCUGGUGCAACAACAUUGCCUGGAACGUCGGCCCGCUGAACUCGUACCAAUACCAGCUGGCCCUGGAGCGCUUCGAGUGGAACGAGAUCAAAAAGGUCAAGUCCAUUGUUCCCAUGAUCCACGUGUCCUGGAAUGUGGCCCGCACAAUCAAAAUAACAGACCCAGACACGCACAAAAUGGUCAAGCAUUGCCUCCUUCAGUCUAUGAAGCAGAUCCAGAUUCUGCGAGACCAGCUGCUCGCCUUGGGCAAAAAGAUCUCCUACCAGAGCCGCGUGAAGGACGAGCCCGCCUACUACUGCAACGAGUGUGACUUGGAGGUGUUCAACCUGUUGUUUGUGACGAGCGAGAGCAGCAACAGGAAGACGUAUGUGGUGCACUGUGAGGACUGCGCCCGCCAGCGGAGCCCCAGCUUGGCUGGGGUGGUCAUCCUGGAGCAGUACCGCAUCGACGAGCUCAUGACCAUCUAUGACAGCUUCACCGUGGCUCCCUUACCUUGCUCCAAGUGAAAUCUGGGCCUUUUUUGAGCGCCCCAUAAGCAGCCAUAGCCAAAUCCUUCCAGCUCUGACACUUGCUCCCUCAACAACCACUACUGUUCUGUCUCCGUGGGCAACAAGUCAAAAACGAAACAAACACGCACGUUUACACGUAUUGUUUACAUAACAGCACAGCUUUGGUAGACGAUACCCUCAGCCCCAUUGUCUUCCCAUCUCCCAUCUAUCAGCUACUUGAUCAGACACAAUCAAGGUCAUAAAGGGGACGACAAGAGAUUCCUGCUCUCGGCAAAGCAUACCGGACUCGGACAGAAAAAUGUGAAUUUGUGUCGGAAUUUCAUAUCAGGUCAUUUUAAACUUCAAAUGGAAACUGCUGUGAUUUACACGAGGUGUCAGGUGUCAAAAAACUAAACUAAACAAACAAAAAUGUAACAAGUGGCUGAACACGUGCAUUUAUUCAGGUACUACUUUAUUCUAUGAGUUACUCUUAUGCAAAUCUGACAGAAUCAUGGCCGGUCGGGUUCUUGUGUGUCUGUGAGUAAGGCGAGGCAGCUGUGUUUUUGCUAGCGUUACAUCAAGGGAAUCAGUUGAUCUCUAUGGCAUAGCUCAGAUUCUUUUUGAUGAUUCCUUUCAUAGUGUGAUGAAGCUCUUUUCAUUCUGUUUUUUGUCCUUGAUUUUUAAUAUUCUUCAUUGGGUGCUAUUUUGAUUUGAUGUUUUUAUUUAUUCUUAUUGUUAUGGUAUAGACUUAUUUCUAACAGCCUAGAGUUAUUACACCAUUUUGGCCUUGUGACUUGUAUUUAGAUAAAAGGUGAUUUAAAAAAAAACAACUGAACAGUGAAGUUUUUUUCUAAAGCAUUAAGAAUUUAAAAAAUGAAAUAUAUAUCUAUGUUUCUCCGAGUUCUCAAAAGAUACGAUACGGGUUUGCUUGAAGGCCGAUUUAGUUUCAUUUGUGUAAAGAAUCCAUGUGUGUGUGUGUACUGUGGAUCUUUUUGUAUAAUCCCAUUCCUGCUUCAACAGAGAUUGUCACACAUUUGUAAUUACAAUGCUUUUAAGUAUCAAAAUGGUGCUGUUUAAUUUAGUUUCAUUUUGUUAGUCUCUCUUUUCACAGUAUUUUUCCUUUGUGUUUGAAAAUCUAAAUUGUGUGUCUAUUUAUUUCAGGGUUUUGUUUGUUAGUUAGUUUCUUUGUGUGUUUGCUGUAUGUAUUUAUUAAACAUCAGUGGUGCUCCUUUUUUAAAUACGGGAUUGCCAGAUUUUUUAAGUUUUAUAUCGUCCCUGUCUUUGCUCAGAGGCUGAAGAGGGGGAAGUCUGAUUUUAAAUGGUGCUCCAUCCCCCUCUCUGCCCUACAGUGACAUGUACAUGAUCUAUAGAUUAAAGAGAAGAACUAUAUCUCACUCUCUACUGGUUGGUGCUUAGAAGCGGAGUCAGUGCUCAUUUAUGAAUGGAAUGUCUUUGUACUGUAACAGACGACUUCAGAUUUGAUUCUCCUCCUUUUGAACUUUCACAUAAUUGUAACGUGCUUUACUAUUCUGAGAAUUAUCAUAUUGUUGUAAUAAUAAUGAUUAUUAUUAUAUAAACACACAAGAGAUAAAAAAAAUGGACAUGUGUAUUGAGGCAAAGAUUUUGUGUCUGUUGUCUCUUCAUAAAUAUUUUCUUUGUUUUUUUUUUCCAAGGUAGCAUUAAUCUUCCUUACUCCUUAUUUAUGCUGUACUGAUCUACAUAAAUCUAAUCACACAAGAAGACAAACUGAGCCAGACCUGUCUUAAACACUCUGUGGUUUUGAUUAUUGAUUACAUGAAAAAAUAAAUAAAAACAUUUUGAUAGA